AAAAGGGAAGGAGGAAACGGAGAACAGCUGAGUCCCGUUUUCCCUUUCUCUUUGCUCCUUUUAUUUCUAACUGAGCAGAGCCCUGAGGUGAAGGACAAGGGAGCAUUCAGAACUGAGGCAGCAGCCUAGACACGGGACAGUCCUGGGAAGGGAAAUAAAGAAAGGGAGAAGAGAGGGCAAGCAUUGACUUUCAUCAUUCUGAGCCACGUCAGGGAGCGUAGAGCCACACUGACUAGCUGUUUGUAGCUCUGUCUGGGGAUUAGGGCUUCAGCCAGUAGGACUUAACUGGGUGUCUGUCGGGGGUGGGAGGUGGGGAGAUGUUUUUUUCUGCCCAGUUGAGUGUCUGGCUGGGUAUCUGAGCGAGUAGAGAGUCCAUACAAGAGGAUGGGUGACCUCAAGACAUAUUUGGAUAUCAAUGAACAACUGUAUUCCCGACAGCUGUAUGUUCUAGGCACAGAAGCCAUGAGGAGGCUGCGGGGGUCUUCCAUGCUGGUGUCUGGCAUGAAGGGGCUAGGUGUCGAGAUCGCCAAGAACCUAGUCCUGGCCGGAGUGGGCAGACUCACUCUGCGUGACCCCAGUCCGACCUGCUGGAUGGAUCUUGCUUCCCAAUUCUUCCUGUCCGAAAAGGACAUAGGACAAAACAGGGCCAAAGCAUCUCUGCCCCACCUAGCCCAGCUCAACAGCGAUGUGUACAUCAGUACCUAUGAUGGACCCCUCACUGAGACUGUGUUACGAGGAUUCCAGGUGGUGGUGCUAACAGACUCCACACUGAAAGAACAGCUGCAGGUGGGAAGCCUUUGUCACGAGCAUGGCGUGCACUUCCUGGUGGCCAGCACUCGGGGCCUGGUGGGGCAGCUUUUCUGUGACUUUGGCGAGAAAUUCAUCAUCCACGACCCUAGUGAAGCCGAACCCCUACAGAGCAACAUUGGGCACAUAUCUCAGGGUUCUCCUGGUAUACUCACUGUUCUUGAAGAAAAUGGACAUCGGUUCCAGGAUGGAGACUGGGUGACCUUCUCUGACAUUGAAGGCAUGACAGAGCUCAAUGAUUGUGGUCCUCUGCCCAUCCGAGUUCGAGACAAAUGGACCCUCGAGAUUGGGGACACCACGGCCUUUUCCCCCUACCUACGAAGUGGAGCUAUCACACAAGUCAAGAGAUCUCAGACUCGUUCCUAUGAGGCCUUGCCCUUGUCACUGCACCAGCCCAGGAUCAUGGCAGCUAACCUUCAGGAGGCAGAGCGUGCCCGCUGCUUGCAUCAGGCCUUCCGGGCACUGCACAAAUACCAGGCCGAGACUGGCCACCUCCCCAGACCCUGGUGCCUGGAGGACGCGAAUGAGCUGGUGAUCCUGGCCCAGGGCCUGGAACCCCUUCAGGGAGACAAUGGCAAGAAGGUGAAUGAGCCCCUCGAUGAGGCACUAGUGAGGAAGUUUGCUAUGACCAGCACUGGGGACCUGAGCCCCAUAAACUCGGUAUUUGGCGGGAUGGCUGCCCAAGAGAUGCUGAAGGCAGCCUCAGGGAAGUUCAUACCCCUGGACCAGUGGCUGUACUUUGACGCUCUUGAAUGUCUGCCGGAAGAUGGAAAGCCCCCACUGAGACCAGAGGCAUGUGCCCCAAGAAAUUGCCGUUAUGAUGGACAGAUUGCUGUGUUUGGGGAUGAUUUCCAGAAGAAUUUGGGCAAGCAAUGCUACUUCCUGGUGGGGGCAGGGGCCAUUGGCUGUGAGCUCCUCAAGACCUUUGCGAUGCUGGGGUUGGGAGCUGGGCAGGGCGGGGGCAUCACUGUCACCGACAUGGACACUGUGGAGCUCUCCAAUCUCAGCAGGCAGUUCCUCUUCCACUCAUGGGACCUAAAUAAGCCCAAGUCAGAAGCAGCAGCUCUAGCUGUGAGAAGCAUGAACCCAGCUCUCUCUGUGACGGCACACACAAAAGAACUGGGCCCUGACACUGAACACGUCUUCGGGGAUGACUUCUUCUCCAGCCUCGAUGGUGUGGCCUCUGCCCUGGACAGCUUCCAGGCCCGUAAGUAUGUGUCCGAACGCUGCAUCCACUAUAUGAAGCCAAUGUUAGAAUCAGGCACUCAAGGGACCCAAGGCAGUGCUGCCAUCUUUGUGCCCUGCCUGACCCAGCCGUACAGCACGUCGUCCGAAGAUGCCGAGACUGCGUACCCUGUCUGUACCCUACGCCACUUUCCCAGUACCAUUGAGCACACCCUACAGUGGGCCUGGAAUGAGUUUGAAGGGCUGUUCAGAUUGCCAGCAGAGAUGAUUAACCGCUACCUACAGGAGCCAGACUUCUUAGAGAGAAUGGAGGGGCCACAAGCCCUAGAUUAUCUGAAGACGGCAAGCCUUUCCUUCCUCAGCCCACCACAGGGUUGGCAGGAAUGUGUAGCUUGGGCCUGGGGUCGUUGGCAACAUUGUUUCCAUGACAGCAUAACCCACCUUCUUCAGUACUUUCCCCAUGACAAGGUGAAUGAGGAAGGAGUCCCCUUCUGGUCUGGUACCAAACGCUGUCCCCAGCCUCUGGAGUUUGACAUCAGCAGGGACACCCACCUGGAUUAUAUUCUGGCAGCUGCCAACCUGUAUGCCAAGACCCACAAACUGCCGGGCUCCCAAGACCGAGAUGAAUUACGUGUGAUCCUUCAGGAGCUACCAGCACCUGCCUUUCACCUCCACACCCACACCCCCAUCUUUGCCAAUGACCAGGAGCUAGAACAGUCCUCAGAAAAAUGGGGUCCCACCUAUGUACAAGAACUACGCUUAGCUCUGGCGAAAUGGCCAGGAACCUCCUUGGAGCCACAGCUGUUUGAGAAGGAUGAUGACAGUAACUUCCACAUGGAUUUCAUUGUGGCUGCAUCCAACCUUCGGGCAGAGAACUAUGGAAUCCCCCCAGCUGACCGGAGCAAGAGUAAGAGGAUUGUAGGGGCGAUCAUCCCAGCCAUAGCCACCACGACCGCGGUUGUGGCCGGGCUGGUUGGCUUGGAGCUGUACAAGAUCGUGAUGGGGCAUCGGUGUCUCAGCUCCUACCGCCAUAGCUACUUACAGCUGGCUGUGCCUCACCUCUCUCGCUGGAUACCCAAGGCCCCGUGUGUCCAACAGUAUCAUGAUAUGAGAUGGACAUGCUGGGACCGGCUGACGGUGCCUGCUCCUGCCCCAGGUCAGCCUGAGAUGACCCUGAGGGACCUUCUCGCCUAUCUCCAGGAGAAGUAUGACCUUCCAGUGACCAUGUUACUGCUGGACACCUAUCUCCUGUACUCAAGGCGCUGGCCAGAGGCCCAGCAAAACCUCCAGCUCAGGGUGACAGAAUUGGCGCAUCGGGUGACUGGCAAGGAGCCGAAGAUGGGCCAAAAGGAGCUGGUGUUUGAGAUCAGCUGUGAGGACGAAGAGGAGGACACUACAUUCCCCCCGUUGCAUUACCGCCUCUGCUGAGCCCAGACCACAAAGACGGACACACGGCUGAGCUCCCAGCCCCAGAAUCAUUAAUAAAACAGUUGAUGAAGCAUUAACUAGAUCCAGGUGAUGGUGGCCAAUGGGAUAUCAGAAAAAAAUUGCUUGAAACGUUGCCAGCCAAUCAGACUCUCUUAUAGCCCAGGAUUCUGCCUCUCCCACCCAGGGAACAGGCUGCUACAGCGAGCCCCUCUUUUCCUUUUUCUCCCAUCUCCCCCCACCCCGUUGGAGACUCAGGCGCCCUGCUGCGUCAUUGCCGGGCAUCCUCCCUGGUAACAAUACUGGCUCUGCUCCUUCAUCGAAUCGUGACAUUUAGAGCUGGAAAAGACUUUAGACGUCAACCAAUCCAAUCCCCAGAGGAGGAAACUGAGGCCCAGGAAGGAAAGAUAUCUGCCCAAGGCAAAUUUGUCGGCUACUUAAACCGUGGAACCAGCCCCCUUCUCGCUGCCUGCUCCCAGUCAUGGCCCUGUCCCUGCAUCCCGGGACCAUGCCUCAAAGCCAGAUGGGAUUCUCUUCAGACCAAAUGGUGCAGUGUAGCAUAUUGUGGAGUCAAAGGGUCAGGAUCUGAAUCUUUGCUCUGCCAGAUUCUGUGUGACCUUGGGCAAAUCUCUUGUCCCCUCUGGGUCUUAGCUUCUGCAUAUGGACAAUGAGAGGAUUGCGAGAAUCUGAA
Molecule: messenger RNA, 4108 nt
Organism: Vombatus ursinus (common wombat)
Lineage: Eukaryota; Metazoa; Chordata; Mammalia; Diprotodontia; Vombatidae
Gene: UBA7
Product: ubiquitin like modifier activating enzyme 7
Exons: 24
Coding region: 385-3420 (1011 amino acids)
Biological process (GO): protein sumoylation
Cellular component (GO): cytoplasm; SUMO activating enzyme complex
Molecular function (GO): SUMO activating enzyme activity
Source: RefSeq, a predicted model, not a curated record